Molecule: messenger RNA, 939 nt
Organism: Pelodiscus sinensis (Chinese soft-shelled turtle)
Lineage: Eukaryota; Metazoa; Chordata; Testudines; Trionychidae
Product: olfactory receptor-like protein OLF2
Biological process (GO): G protein-coupled receptor signaling pathway
Cellular component (GO): membrane
Molecular function (GO): G protein-coupled receptor activity; olfactory receptor activity
Source: RefSeq, a predicted model, not a curated record
AUGGAAGAGGGAAAUCACUCGGUGGUGACUGAGUUCAUUCUCUCAGGACUGACAGAUCAUCCAGAGCUCCAGGUCCCCCUCUUUGUGUUCUUCCUACUGAUUUAUGUUACUACUCUGAUCUGUAAUGGGGGGAUGAUCUUGUUAAUCACAAUUGACCCACAACUGCACACCCCCAUGUACAUUUUCCUCAGGACUUUGUCUUUUUCUGAUUUCUGCUGUUCCACAGUAAUCGCCCCUAAGAUGCUGCAGAUUUUCUUAGCUGAGAGGAAAAGCAUUUCGUACACUGCCUGUGCUGUGCAAAUGUAUUUUUUUCUCGUUUGUGUAGAUAUUGAGUGUCUCUUGCUGGCUGUGAUGGCGUACGACCGUUAUGUGGCCAUCUGUAACCCACUGCUCUAUAGUGUCACCAUGUCCAGGCAGCGGUGUAACUUGCUGAUGGCUGGGGUGUUUGCUGUGGGGUUGGUGGAUGCGUUGAUACUCACAUGUUGUACAUUUCGGCUGUCAUUCUGCCGCUCCAACAUCAUCAGUCAUUUCUUCUGUUGCAUCUCCUCAUUGUUGCCACUCUCCUGCUCUGACACCCGCAUCAAUGAGAUUGUGAUGUUUGCUUCUACAUGCUACACUGUGGUGAUCACGACUGUGAUUAUCCUUCUCUCCUAUGUCUGUAUCAUCUCCGCCAUUCUGCAGAUCAACUCUUCCGAGGGCCGGCGAAAAUCCUUCUUCACCUGCACCUCUCAUUUGACUGCAGUGGGCAUGUUUCAUGGCACCCUUAUUAUUAUGUCUUUCCAGCCCAGCUCCAACUAUUCCAUGGACUCUGACAAAAUAACCUCCGUGUUCUACACGCUGGUAAUUCCUAUGUUGAACCCCCUCAUCUACAGUCUGAGGAACAGGCAGGUGAAGGGUGCUGUAAGGAAAACAAUGAAUAAACUCCUAAAGAAUUCCUGA